Fraxinus pennsylvanica is the source of this 2061-nucleotide messenger RNA. Lineage: Eukaryota; Viridiplantae; Streptophyta; Magnoliopsida; Lamiales; Oleaceae. The record is from the annotation of a GenBank genome assembly.
AUGGCUUAUAUUCUUCGGUUUCGAAAGCUUUUCUUUCUUGAGCCUGUCAAUUAUUCUUCAUCUGAUCAACCAAAAACUGAUGAGAAGAAAUCAAAUGAAACGCCUAACGUUGAGAGUGAAAAUCAAGGUGCUGUUUCUCAGGUGUUAGAAGGGAACCCUAAAAGGAAGAAGCAGAAUAAACAACCAAAAGAAUGGAGGCGCAUGGAUUCAUGCUGUUGGAUAAUUGGGUACAUGUGCACCACCUGGUGGUUGCUCUUGUUUCUAUUUCAUUGUUUGCCUGGUAAUUUGCCUGGACUUAAGGUGCCCGAGCCGCCCGGAUCGAGGCUGAAGCGUGAAGGCCUGACCGCGCUCCAUCCCAUUGUCUUGGUGCCAGGCAUUGUCACCGGAGGACUGGAGCUCUGGGAGGGAAAGCCUUGUUAUGAUGGUCUUUUCCGCAGGCGGCUUUGGGGCGGUAGCUUUACAGAGAUUUUCAAGAGGCCUACGUGUUGGUUGGAGCAUCUAUCUUUAGACAAUGAAACAGGACUUGAUCCGCCAGGGAUUCGGAUUCGGGCUGUCCCGGGACUGGUUGCAGCUGACUAUUUUGCUCCUGGAUAUUUUGUAUGGGCUAUUCUUAUAGAGAAUUUGGCACGCAUUGGCUAUGAGGGGAAGAAUAUGUAUAUGGCUGCUUAUGAUUGGAGAUUAUCCUUUCAAAAUACAGAGAUAAGGGACCAAACACUUAGUAGAUUGAAGAGCAAAAUUGAGCUUAUGUAUGUAACAAAUGGCAAUAAAAAAGUGGUGGUGGUGCCUCAUUCAAUGGGGGUAAUCUAUUUUCUCCACUUUCUUAAAUGGGUUGAAUCACCUCCACCCAUCGGAGGAGGUGGUGGCCUUGGUUGGUGUGCCAAACACAUUAAGGCAAUAAUGAACAUCGGUCCGGCGUUUCUUGGCGUUCCGAAAGCUGUCAGUAAUAUCCUGUCUGCUGAGAGUAAAGAUGUCGCUUUUAUGAGAGCUAUGGCUCCAGGUCUUUUAGAUUCCGAAUUUCUCGGCUUUCAAACUUUAGAGCAUGUCAUGCGCGUCUCAAGAACAUGGGACUCCAUAAUUUCUUUGAUACCUAAAGGAGGAGAGACCAUUUGGGGUAACUUGGAUUGGUCUCCAGAAGAAGGCCAUGUAUGUGAUUCAGCAAAAAAAAAGUACAAUAAUGGGAAGAAUGAAAAUAAUAGUGAAGGAGGGACCAGUUUCCGAGUACAAGAACUAACAAAGUAUGGACGGAUUAUUUCUUUUGGGAAGGCAUCAUCGGACUUGCCGUCUUCACACCUCCCUGUUCUUGGUUCUGAGGAAUUUGUUCACGGUGAUAGCUCCCCAAAUUCCUACUCAUCGUGUGGCAAUGUAUGGACGGAAUAUAAUGAGAUGAGCCAGGAAAGCAUCCAAAAAAUUGCUGAGAACAAAGCAUACACUGUGAGAACUCUAUUGCAUCUACUUCACUUUAUUGCUCCAAAGAUGAUGAAGCGGGCUGAAACUCACUUCUCACAUGGAAUAGCUGAUGACCUAGACGAUCCAAAGUACAACCAUUAUAAGUACUGGUCUAAUCCACUUGAGACGAAGUUGCCUGAUGCUCCAGAUAUGGAAAUUUACUGUCUAUAUGGGGUCGGAAUUCCUACUGAAAGAUCUUACGUGUACAAACUAUCACCCCCUGGUAGGUGCAAGACCAUUCCUUUACAAAUCGACAGCUCAGCAGAAGGAAGUGACAAUGGAUGCUUAAAGGGUGGAGUAUACUUUGCAGAUGGAGACGAGAGUGUACCAGUUUUGAGUGCGGGUUUCAUGUGUGCAAAAGGGUGGAAAGGAAAAACACGCUUCAACCCAUCUGGCAUUGCUACAUACAUAAGAGAGUACGAGCACAAGCCACCAGCUAGUUUGCUUGAAGGGAGAGGACUAGAAAGUGGUGCACAUGUCGAUAUAAUGGGAAAUGUUGCCUUGAUUGAGGAUAUUUUACGAGUAGCUGCUGGAGUAUCCGGUGCAGAGUUAGGGGGUGACAGGAUUCAUUCCGAUAUCAAGAAAAUGUCUGAGAAAAUAAAUAUUCGACUUUAA